Messenger RNA from Dreissena polymorpha, 6116 nucleotides. Its product is annotated as mitofusin-2-like. The transcript is spliced from 19 exons. The record is from RefSeq and is a predicted model, not a curated record. Gene Ontology annotation, biological process: mitochondrion localization; mitochondrial fusion. Gene Ontology annotation, cellular component: mitochondrial outer membrane. Gene Ontology annotation, molecular function: GTPase activity; GTP binding. The coding region runs from base 61 to 2385 and encodes 774 amino acids. Lineage: Eukaryota; Metazoa; Mollusca; Bivalvia; Myida; Dreissenidae.
GCAAACGCUCAUUGAAAAUCGAGAGUGUUGGAAAGAUAACUCAUUUUCUUUAAUGAAGUAAUGUCGGGCAGCUUCUAUCAACCAAUGGAUAAUCCGGAUCACAGAGUUAGUUGGGCAGGGUCCGGAGAUGCUGGGCCGAGCAAACGAAGUGUGGGUCACGGGAGGAACGGAAAUGGUCGCAUGUCACCUAAUUCUCCUCUGAAACGGUUUGGUCAGGCCAAGAAAUCCAUCAAUGACAUAUUCAAAGACGUACAAGAAUUCAUCAAAGAUGCGGACACAUUUGUGGAAGGUAUCGGCAGCAGUGGUCACAUGGAGGGGGUCACGUGUCAACAGAAGGUCAGGGAGCAUAGAGAGAAGGUGCGCAGUAUUAUGGAGGUGCUUGCGAGAGACCACAUGAAGGUCGUCUUCUUUGGGAGGACGUCGAACGGCAAGAGUACGACUAUUAAUGCCAUGUUACGUGAGAAGAUAUUGCCGACGGGUAUCGGGCACACAACCAACUGUUUCCUGCAGGUGGAGGGCUCAGACACACAGGAGGGCUAUCUACUCACAGAGGAGGAGCCAGACCAACCCAAGAGUAUGGAGUCCAUUAAGCAGCUGGCCAGUGCCCUAAGCAAUGUGAAGCUGAAGGAGAGUUCACUGAUUCGUAUCUUGUGGCCAAAGACCAAGUGUCGACUUCUCAGGGAGGAGGUUGUACUCGUGGACAGCCCAGGGAUAGAUGUAACCCCGAAUCUGGACCUGUGGAUUGACAAGUUCUGUCUGGAUGCUGACGUGUUUGUGCUGGUGUCAAAUGCAGAGUCCACUCUGAUGCAGGCAGAGAAGAAGUUCUUCCACAAGGUGAGCGAGCGCCUCUCCAACCCAAACAUUUUCAUCCUGCUCAACCGCUGGGAUAUCUCUGUGUUUGAAGACGAUGUGGAGGAGGUCAAACAACAACACCUCGACCGUAAUCUUGAGUUCCUGUGCGAUGAGCUCAAGGUCAUGGGUCACGAUGAAGGACUUGAACGCGUGUUUUUCGUCUCUUCACGAGAGGCGCUUGCCUCACGUCUCAAAGAGCAGGGCACCCCCACGCCCACUGGGGUAAUGCAGGAGGGAUUUCAAGAACGUCUCUUCACUUUUGCAACAUUUGAAAGAGUCUUUGAGGAGUGCAUAUCAAAGUCUGCAGUGAAGACCAAGUUUGAGCAGCACACCAAGCGGGGCAAGAGCAUCACGACAGAGUUACGGGUCUUGAUGGAGGACAUACUCAAGCAGAGUCUGCAACAACAUGACCAGAUGGUGACUGUACGGAGAGAGAUGGCCGAUGAGUUGGACUACAUGGAGAAGCAGCUGUCCCUGCUGACAUGUGAGAUCAAGGACAAGAUCAAGAACAUUGUGGAGGACGUGGAGAAUAAGGUUGCCAUGACACUGAAGGAUGAGAUCCGUCGCCUAGCGAUCCUGGUGGACGAGUUUGACCGGCCAUUCCAUGUUGACCAGACCUCCAUGGACAUAUAUAAGCAGGAGUUGCAUGCACACAUUGAGAGUGGCCUUGGACGCAAUGUGCAAUCUAGAUGUGCUGUUACUCUUCAGACCGCUUUAGAAACCACCCAGCGGGAAAUGACAGGAAAAACAUUUUGUUGGAUAAAGCGAAUGUCAGCCCUCCUCCCUGAAGAGUCUCAACAGCAAAUCCACAAUGUAAUGCCGCGUAGAGACUUUGAGGUUGCCUACCGUCUCGACUGUCGCAACCUGUGUGCAGAGUUCCAGGAGGACAUCACUUUCCACUUUACCCUCGCACCCAGGAACAUUCUUCGUUGGAUGUUUGGCAAGCGUAUGGUGUUGCCUCCUCGUAGGUUUGAAGAUAUUCCACGCCCGCUACCAGUCAACCCCCAGGAGCCUCGCCAUUUUGUUGUGCCAGAUGAGGACAAUGCUGACUUACUUAUGAACAUGGUCAGCAUGGCUGGGUCAGUGGGUCAGAAGACAGCCCUGGGCGGACUGAUCAUCCUUGGAGUGGUGUACAAGGCCGUGGGCUGGAAGGUUCUGGCUGUGAGUUUGUGUGGCUACAUGGGUCUGUACUGUUUUGAGCGUGUGCGCUGGACCACGAAGGCAAAGGAGCGAGCGUUCAAGGCGCAAUACGUGGACUACGCUGGAAGCAAGUUGAAACUGAUUGUUGACCUUACCAGCUCAAACUGCAGCCACCAAGUACAGCAAGAACUGAGUUCUACCUUUGCCCGCCUAUGUAAUGAGGCUGACAUGACAAAAGAGAGGCUUAAAGAGGAGGUGAAACAGAAGGACAUCACCAUAUCACAGCUGAGUGUCAUCUCAUCUAAGGCAAAGACAUACAGAAACAAAGCAGAUUGGCUCGACAAAGCGCUGGAUACAUUCAAGGAGCAAUUUUUGACUGUUCUCAGCAACUGAGAGCAACGGGACAGUUCACCAUGUACGGAAUUAGUGUUGUGAACAGUUCAUAGUCACUGUGGUGUAACUUCUACACACUCUGACAGAAAUACAGAGAUCUGACAGUUAUCAUGCCCAUAGAAACCAAUAGGGAGGUAUCCUGGGAUUCUUUACCUUUUACUACUAACAUAUGUUUUUUAACGCUUUUGAAGUCCCUGAGAAAGUUAAAUUUAAUGGAAGGCCUUUCUUACUAAAUUUAAGUUAUAAAGGUUUCAUUUCCAACCCUUAGGUACUGAUGAGCAGCAAACAGCAUAAAACCUCAACAGACUGCGAGUUGCUCGCAGGCUGUUCUGGUUUUAUGCUGCUUGAAAAAGCCAUUUUUCAGUUUGCUUCUAAUGGGGGAAAGGGUUAAUGAAAAGUGAACACUUGGACAGACUGUUAGCCUGGAGUGUGGAACAAUUCUGUAACUGACACAAGUGUUUAUUACUGGUAUCUUGUGGAUGUGUGUUGGAUGGAUUUUAUGCCACCCUUGUUCAAUUAGAACAGUUAUCAUGUUUUCUUGGUUGUUUGAAAUUAUUGCUUGUAGUUCAAAUUAACACAGGUUACUAGUUGCUAUCAUAUUAUUAUAGCAAUCACUUCUUUAUAAGCUGCAAUUUUUAAAAUUAACUGUCUUACAAAGUAAUAUGUGUACAUUUUUACAUGCUCAUGGGGCUGCAUUUAAAUGCACUUAAGAUUAAAUAACUGCUUCUUCUGAUGUAAUUAAGUAUUAGCUCUAACUGUGUAUAGGAGUUUGUGUAUUAAUGAUUUUUAUGUCACCAAAGGGAGGCGUAUUCUUAGUCUGUCUUUUUGUGUGGAGCAUAACUCUGGCACAAUUGAAGGAAUUCAAAUAAAACUCGAAAUCAUUAUAGAAGACUUAAAGGGGAAGUGCAAAGCAGAAGAGCUGAAACUCUCUUCAGGUUACAUAGUGUUUGCCCAGUAGUCAAUGUCCUGCAAAGAGCAGAAUUCACGUUGUGUUGUUGAUUUUGUUAUAAUAUUGUAUAUUUUGUUGAAGGACAUUAAGAGGAAGUGCAGAGUUCAAGAACCACAAACCUUGUUUCAGUAAUGUAGGAGUUAUUGCACCUUUGCUGACGUUUUGUGUUAGCCGUGUUUUGGGUGGAGAAUAUAAACCUGCAAGUAUUAAUGGUAUUCAAAUGAACUUUCACAUAUUGAUUUAUGCGUUUUAGAGAAAAUGUAGAGUACAUGGACCAUAACUCUGUCUUUAGUAUGAAAGUGUCAUUUCCAUUUGUGAAUUUGUUAGUGUGCUAAGCAUACAUUCUUAAUUGAAAUAAAUAAAAUUAAAUAUAUUGAAUGAAGAUUUCAAGAGAAACUGAAGUGAACAGGGACCAUAAUUAUUUCAAUGGUAUUAUGGAGUUCUACCCUUUGCUUAUUUUUAUUUUCAGAAUUUUCAUACAGUCUGUCAUUUUCUUUUUCAAAACAUACCUUGAAAUUAUUUUACUAAAUGGUUUAUAUAAAACUUAAUACAUUGAUAAAUGGUCAUACGAGAAAGUGCAGAGAAAAGCUAUCAUUACUAUUUAUUAAAGGAUUUAAAUUGAUCUUUAUCAUAGAAAACAUUUAGAGGAAAUGCGUUGUACAAUAAUCAUAUAUCUUGCCUUAUUUAUUUAUAUUAUUUCAUGAUUACUCUUUGUGUGAUUAAUUUCUUGUGCAAAGCAUAGCUUUGAGUCAAAAUAUUGAUUGUAAUAAAAAUUCAUCAAUCAAUAGGGGGCAGGGAUUUCUUCUCAAUACAUAAAUAAAGUAUGUUUCACCAUAAUUUUAAGAUCAAGAUCAUGCUAUAAGGUCACAACUGUAGUUUAGGGGCUUUCUGCACUUUCAGUGACAGCACCUGUCGAUCAUGUAGAAAAAAAUAAUUGGGCUAAAUUUGAUGAAUUCCCUUGUAAAUGAAAUACUGUCUUUAUCAGUUAUUGAAAAAAAUGAAAUUAAUCUCCAUAAAGUAUAAUGAUAACUUUAUUUGUGCUCAUUUUUUGUUAAGUUUUAUUAUUAUUUUUUGUUUUAGAUCUAUUCAGUUAAAGGAUUUAAUGAAUUUCUUAUACAUUUAUUCUGGAUACUGUUAGUGCUGUUUUUUAUUUUACUGUUUUUCAUUCAUAUAUUGUCAAAUGUUAAGUGAAAAAGCUUUCAUAUUAUGUGGAACUGUUUAUUGAUAUUAUAUUUUGAUUAUACUGGUUAUGACAUUUGUUAUGGCUUAACCACUUACCCUUUACAUAUUUAACCCUUUACCACUUAGAUACAUAUUUAACCCUUUACCACUUAAAUGUAUUUUUACGCAUUUGUAGUCCCUCAGAAAGAUAAAUAUAAAGACCUUUCUUACUAGAUUAAAAUUGUAAAGGCUUCAACUUCCAACCCUGAGAUACUGAUGAGCAGCAAACAGCAUAAAACCUGAACAGACUGCUAGUUACUUGCAGGCUGUUCUGGUUUUAUGCUGUUUCUGCUGUUUGCACAUAGCCAUUUUCACUUUGCUUCUGGGUGGGAAAGGGUUAACUUUUAAAGUUGAGGUAUAAUAGCCUUAGGGUAAUAAUGAAUUCAGUAAAUAGUUCAUGACAAUGUCUUGAUCAUGAAGUGUCCUUUAACAGUCUUCACAUAAUACAAGGUAAUGUUAUAACUAUUGAAGCGGCCUGAUAAACUAUGUCAGGUGCAGUGUAUGAUUAUAAGUAUACCGGUAUCCAAGAAAAAAAAUGAAAACUGCCUAUUUCAGCAAAAAAAUAGAACAGGUCUUCAAAUUUUCAGAGAAAGUGCAUUUGUAUCAACUAAAUGAUGACUAUUGGGUAUCUGAAAUUGUUUAUGACAAACCCAUUGACCCCCCACCCCCAUGUUAAAUUGUUACACAAUGAAGUUGGUUGGUUUUCUAGAUUUAAAUCUGUUACCAUAAGCAGUUUAGUGAACAUCUUUUUUUUUUAAUUUGUAGAUUUUUUAAAGAAAAUUUUGUUUGCUUGUUCAGCCUUAUAUUAUAUAUAUAUAUAUAUAUUAAUUUAAAAAGUUGUUUGACAGCUUUUUAUGUAAGCGAUUAGAAUUUAGUAAAGCCAAUAUCCUUUUGAAAAUAAUAAUUAUUAUGUAUAUAUACAUGCAUACAUGUACAUAAAUUCUUAACACUAGGUAUGUGUUAAGUAAUGUUUUAAGUCCAAUAGUGCUCAGUUUCAAUACUUCAAUGGCUGUUUGUAUGUUAUUAGUAAGCAUGUGUUCACUAAUUUUGUAUUAUUUUUUAAAUUUUGCAGCAAACUUUAUUACAUAAGUUUCUCAGAAAUGGAAUAAUAUGUAACAUUUGGAGUCAAGGAAACAGCACCUCUAUUGGCUAAAUAUAUGCUUGCACUUAGAGAACACUUACAAGUUUCUAAUUAGAAAUAGUUAUUGUGUUUGAUAGCUCCACUUGUACAAAGUACGGCUAUCAUAACAAUUAAUUACUCCUUGAUGGUAGUCAUGUUAGAAUGUCUGUAUCAUGGACCACUCUUGAUAGUUGGUUAAAAUAGAAACAAUCUUGCAUUGUUGUGUGCAAAUAUGGGUUUUGUCUUUCAUUUUUAUUUCAAUGUAGAAAGAUUUACUUUUGUUUCAACAAUGCACAUUGCCAACUAGGGCAGUAAUACUAGACCAAUAUAAUUUUUGUUUUGUAAUUCUAUUAAGGUUUGUGCUUUUCUAAUGUUACUAUUGUAAGAAAAACAAUACUCUCAUGAAAAUUUAUUGUUCACAUAAAUAAAUUAUGAAGUAUU